Molecule: messenger RNA, 1233 nt
Organism: Xenopus laevis (African clawed frog)
Lineage: Eukaryota; Metazoa; Chordata; Amphibia; Anura; Pipidae
Product: DNA polymerase theta-like
Exons: 2
Coding region: 474-746 (90 amino acids)
Source: RefSeq, a predicted model, not a curated record
UCCUGCAUGUUGUCUGUAAGCUGUGGAGAAGUUGUUACAAUUUGUAACAUCAGUGUUUAGUCCCUCCUUCCCUGCCAGGAUUUCAAAUGAUGCAGAAAGAGAAGAACUGUUAAACAGCUGGAUUUCAUCAUAGAAAAUGGCCUUUAUUGAUACUUUCUGAAGAAACCGAGAACUAUGAUGGGCAGGACUGUAUUUAGGUCUGAUGCCGCCCUAGACACCCUUGCGUUGUGCGCAUGAUGUCACAUGCUGUAUUCAAUGGAAGUGACUUCAGCACACCACACUCGUGACGUCACUUCUGCGUGCUUCCUCGACCCCCCUACCCCUCACCCCCUCAGCUCCGUCACCGGAUUUCCUAUGCCCACCUCUCCUCUGCUCCUUGCCCGUAUUAAGUGCCAGUAGCCUCCUUCUUCCUUCUCCUCCCCAAUGCAUUCUGAUUGGCCGUACUCCUGCCUAGGUCACCCUUAGUUUCAGGUAUGGUGACGGUUUUUAGCAACUGCCUGGGCUGGCAGAACAUGGAGCUGCUGCUGUCCCAGUUCCAGAGCCACCUGACCUUUGGGAUUCAGAGGGAGCUCUGUGUUGUGGUCCGUGUCGACUUGCUGAGUGAAUGCCAGCAGGCCAGGGCCCUGUACAACUCCGGUUUAGUCACUAUCUCCAAGUUGGCACGGGGAAAUGUCAUUGACGUGGAGACUGCCCCAAAGAACGCAGUGCCCUUUAAGAGUCUGUGCAGAGCGGUGAAUAAGGAAUAAGAGGCAGCAGGAGAGCGUAGGGCAGCCUGGUGCAUUUCGCUGUCCGGAAGGGCCUGAUUGAGAGAGAAGCUGUGCAACUCAUUGUGGAAGAGGUCAGGAGACUCCUAAAGCAUGACUUGGCCAGUGGAAUCCGGAGUCAAGCUUGAAAUAUUCCUCGGACUCUGGCAGAGGUUCUGCUAAUAAUUCUGCCCUUGGGGUGACACAGAAUGCUUUAAUUUCACCAGGAAAGAGUGCACAGCCCCAUCCGCAGCAGCAGAACCAGACAUGUGAGACCCGCCUGCAGCAGAAUAACCGGAUAAAUGAGCCAUAUGUACAUAACUCGGAUAGAAGAGAAAAGACUGCAGAGAAUAAGAAUUCCAGAGUCAAAUCUGACUGUGUUGGAGAAAGGAGCCCUGUGCAGCUUCAGAGUUCUACAUGGGCAGCACUUACAAACAAUGCCGGAUGUUGUGGCCUCUAAUCCCAACACAGUUCCCCAGGGAAUAAAAAC